This is a messenger RNA of Anopheles funestus (African malaria mosquito), 5381 nucleotides long. RefSeq names its product G-protein-signaling modulator 2 (gene pins). NCBI's taxonomy places the organism in Eukaryota, Metazoa, Arthropoda, Insecta, Diptera, Culicidae. The transcript has 7 exons. Gene Ontology annotation, molecular function: protein binding; GTPase regulator activity. The record is from RefSeq and is a predicted model, not a curated record. Bases 716 to 2974 code for a protein of 752 amino acids.
AUCGAUGGCCGGCGAGAUUGACAUGGUGCCGUGUUGUAGUUGUUUAUUGGUAGAAAUUGAACGAUAAUUUAGUGUAAAGAAUCUACAAAAGCUGAUUGCAACUCUAGUGCGAAUGUUACAAGGAAUGUCACGGAUUGCUAUCGGAAGCGGCCACUGUCCCGCAACGUAUGCUAUUGUAAUUUUACGUAAACAGUGAAUGUGGCUUCUGUUCGGAGCAGUUUGCAAAGUUCGCAUCGAUAGCAUCAAAUGUCCGGAAUAGGAUGUGUUCGUAAACUACACCUGGUACAAGAAUACUCCCCGCACUGAGAGUGUAACGAGAAGGAGUGGUGCAACAAACUGUAAAGACUGUGCGUAUUAGAAUACUCGUCAUCGAUAUUAAUCGCAAUAGCUGAAUCUUCAUCCGGUCGCUCCCCAAAAAACAACAAGUUGCUGCUGAAGAUGUUUGCCGUAGGCAAUGCCUUGGUAUAGGAGUGAACGAGAAAGCGAUUGAAGGGAGCCGAACAAGAGAGGCGCACGGAAGACGAGAAACAAACAAAACACCAUCGUCUCUUGCAAGGGAAAGUGUUUUCCUUUCGGUGUGAACGUGAAACGUUUUUCGUGCCGUUGGCUGCUGCUGUUGCCAAAUUGAAUAUCGUCAGCUGCAACUGGAAAGCAUCGCACGCGUCUCCCCCCAAAAAAAAAGAUUCCAACAUUCCAAUCAACACACGCCCGUACGAUGUCGUCACUUUCGGCGAGUGCUGAAAAUUUAUCCAGCGAUCAGAAUAACGAUGGUUCCUCGAUGUGCCUCGAGUUGGCGCUCGAGGGUGAACGGCUGUGCAAAUCUGGCGAUUGUCGAGCGGGUGUGGCAUUCUUCCAGGCCGCUAUCCAGGCCGGUACGGACGAUCUGCGAACGCUCAGUGCCAUCUACAGUCAGCUGGGAAACGCAUACUUCUACCUGGGCGAUUACACGAAAGCGAUGCAGUAUCACAAGCACGACCUCACGCUCGCACGCUCGAUGAACGAUCGGUUAGGUGAGGCUAAAUCUUCCGGCAACUUGGGCAACACACUCAAGGUGAUGGGUCGGUUCGAUGAAGCGGCCAUUUUCUGCCAGCGUCAUCUGGCAAUAGCGCGCGUCCUCGAGGAUCGGCUGUCGGAGGGACGGGCUCUGUACAACCUUGGCAAUGUGUACCAUGCCAAGGGAAAGCAGCUCGGCCAGAAAGAUCCGGGCGAUUUCUCGGCCGAGGUGCAGGAUUCGCUGCUGAAAGCGGUUGACUUUUAUCAGCAAAACUUGCGGCUAAUGCGCGAGCUAAACGAUCGUGGUGCACAGGGUCGGGCGUGCGGAAAUCUCGGCAACACGUACUAUCUGCUGGGCGAGUUUGAGACGGCGAUCGAACAUCAUCAGGAGCGGUUAAGAAUAGCGCGCGAGUUUGGCGAUAAGGCGGCCGAACGGCGAGCAAACAGUAAUCUGGGCAAUUCUCACAUCUUUCUCGGUCACUUCGAGCAGGCGGCUAAUCAUUACAAGCGUACUUUAUCAUUAGCGAUCGAGCUCACGGAAAGGGCGGUAGAGGCGCAGGCGUGUUACAGUCUCGGCAAUACCUACACACUGUUGCGCGAUUUCCCCACGGCGAUCGAUUAUCAUCAGCGGCAUCUGGCCAUUGCGCAGGAGCUGGGCGAUCGUAUCGGGGAGGCACGUGCCUGCUGGAGCCUUGGCAAUGCUCACACCUCAAUCGGAAACCACGAGAAAGCGCUACACUACGCCAAUUCGCACUACCUGCUGGCGAAGGAGUUGGGCGAUAUGGUAGGCGAAAAUACGGCCAGCAUGAACAUAUCCGAUCUGCGCCGAAUGCUUGGCCUGCCGGAGCUGUUUAACACGGACAGUGUGAGUAGUGAUGCUGGUGCACAUACGGCCACCGUAGUGAAGGGACCCUCGGAUGGCGUCGACAGCGAAACAGGAACCAUGCACCGUAAUCAGCAAACGCUGCAUGGACAAACGCAUGCGACAGCAGCAAAGGUGGCGUCUCUAGCGGCAAGCAAACAGCAUCGCUUACGUCGACAAAGCAUGGAACAGCUAGACCUAAUUAAGUUAACGCCGGAUGGCAAAAAGCUGGCCCAACAUAACGUGCAGGAGAAUCAAACGACCAAUGCGCAGGUACCACCGUCCCAACCGUCGAAGGUGAAAAAGAGCGAAAACAGCUUCAAAAACAACGACGAGGAUUUCUUCGAUUUAUUAACACGAUCGCAGAGCAAGCGUAUGGACGAUCAGCGUUGCACGCUGAAGUUAACGCAUGCCGAAAGUGUUGAUUCUGCAAGGAAACCUUUGACACAACAUAACAGCAACAACCCACCGGCGGGCAAAGAGAAUAGGAACGUACUGCUGGAAAUGAUUGCACAUUUUCAAUCGGAACGAAUGGAUGAACAACGAGCCCUGUUGCCUGGAUUGAAGCGGAUAUCGCUUGGUAAUGCUAACAAUAUGAGCCAUCCCACGAAUAACAACGAGUCGGCACCCGGAUCGACCGCGAAAGAGGAUCCGGUCGCACUCGGUACACCACCGGACGAUGCGUUCCUCGAUAUGCUGAUGAGAUGUCAGGGUUCACGGAUUGAGGAACAACGUUCGGAGCUGCCAACGCCAAAUAUAACGCUCGAUGCUGAGGCGAGUGAUGUACCGGUAGUCGCACCAGCAAAAGCCACCUCGAACAGUGGCGCAACCGUACCGGAUGAGGAUUUCUUUUCGCUUAUCAUGCGCCUUCAGGGAGGCCGUAUGGAAGAUCAACGUGCCACCGUACCGCUGAACAAUAAUCUUAAUCGCAGUGGCAAUCAGGAGCAGCAACACAACCAUUCCAAUGGCAGUCUUAAUGGUAGCGGUAGCGUUAAUAAUAAUAACGGUGGUAACGGUUCAAACAGUACUGCCAACAAUGGUAACGUCACCAACGGGAAUGCACCGAACGGUGGCACCGGUAGCAGCGGUGGCAGUAGCGUUGGGAAAAGUUUAAAAUGAUUUUACUCAUUCGAUCGUUAGUGCUGUAAUGGGUCACUAGCGGUCACCAAAGUGGUUGCAGUUUUGUCAACUUUAUAGCUGAAAAAAAAAACUGAAUGAUUGGUGUUACAUAUUAUUUAAGCACACAGAAAAUGGAUAAUCGCUUUUUUGAAGGUUCCACUUUUGUGUGCGUAAAUUUAAUCUUUCGUAGAAAAGCGUACAGUUAAUUGUAACUCCAGUAUUGGAGCAUUUUAAGCAUGUCCCACGAUUUCAUAUCAUUCAAUAUCAAAUGUUUUUGGGGUGGGCGUUUGACAACAUUUUAAUGAAAAUUUUAUUCUAUUGUGGAAAGAUGGUAAUUCUAUUUUUUUGGUUAGUUUUAUCAGCAUACUGUUGCGUUCAAUAACUUUUUGAAAGACAAUUGCGUGUGAUGAGAACGAGAUCGAUGAUUAUGAAGUUAAGUCGAUGUACGUAUGUACGAAUACCCGUGCGACUAUAUUUGUCCCGUCCAUUUAUAAGCGAGCAUUUAAGUUUUUGCAUGACAAAAAAAUUUUUUUGGUUGAUUCAAACGAUUUUGUUUGACCAUUUCAGAAAUUUUUCAAAGUAGCUUUUUCUUUGUGUAGCUCCACUUUUUAGCGUGUGUUGUUUUCGAAUAUUUCUAAAAAAUUAUUGUUAUAUUUGAUAACUAUUUUUACCCCCUGGUACGGAAGCUGUGAUUUUUUUCCAAGUUUCAGAAAAAAAUUAAUCAAAUGAUGAAUGUAACCUAAAUUAUUGGACCUUAAAAGUACAAUUUAAGUUUACGGUGAGUUGUGCUUUGUAAACUAUUGUCCAAUUGUUUUAAUAGUAACGCACUGAGCUAUGCUUUAAAUGAAUUUCUUUUUGCAAUAUAUUCGGUGGAUUGAUUAUUGUGUAAUUAAAAGGUAGCAGCACCAUUCGGUUUCGUAUGACACUUUUUAUUGUAGUUAUUGUGCACUUUUAUUGAAUGAAUAUGAUUGCCAGCUACAUUCUCCCUCCCGAUAUAAUGUUUAAGUAAGCAGUAGAGCAAACCGUAUGCCAUUGGUAGUGUGUAAGAGUUAACAGGUUAAAAUGGGUUAGCAAAACUAAACCAGACUGGACCUGAUUUAGGUUUGGUUGGGAAGCUAUCUAUGCUAUGUUUAUUGAUUUAUUUUUUACAGAUUGAUAAAAAUUCUAGCAGUAAAUGUUCUUCUGAAGUAAAAAAAUAAAUGAACAUAACACAAUAUUUAAGAGAAUGAAACGAUACAGCCAUGCGUUGUACCCGCGUUAGAUGUGGCUUACAAAUAUGUGGCGCGAUGCUACACAAAUCUUCCAUUCCUACUUCCUAUUGGAGUACACUGCACCACUAGCAUUGCACAAACCCGAAGCAAACAGCGGUUCGAAUGAUCUGUGGAAGCGCUAUUCAAGCACACUCUCGUAUUGCUACCUCCGCUUCCGAAUGGGUAGGAUUAAAUGAUAUAUUAUCAUUCCGCUAAAUAGUAAGAGGGACCCCGAAGAAGGAAGGAGAAAGAGGAUCCUUUGGACGAUCCAGCCAACAUAGUAACUAGUAACGUGUAACACCUUCCAACGUAACGAAACAAAUACAACGUGCGAACUCUACCGGUAGGAACAAAACAUAAUUACUAAUCAGGUAUUAAAACAUCUCAUUUAAACAAAAAAAAAAAAAACGAUAACAUUGGAAAUCUAAACGUCCCGCCUAAUAUGCUCUCGAGUACGCAGCAGCGUUAUCUGUUGAUAUAUAUACGAAAUUUAUACAUAUUACAUACCAUUUAUACACACUACCGAUCCAUUGCGAUAUCUUUACUGGCCCGCGGAAUGCGGACUCCAAACUCCCCCUCCCUAAAAGCACUAAGUGUGUGCGUUUGCCAAAAACAUAAAUCAUGCAUGUAUUCACAUUUCUAUGAUGUACAAUCGGCCUUUGAAUGCCAUAUUUCAACGAUUCCGUAAUUUUAUAGUAAAAUUCGAAAUGGUUUAGUGCUUGCUGUAGUGUGAAAACCCGGCCAACGUUCAUAUCAUUCGCCUUUUGAUAGCUUUUGUUGUUUGUGGAGUAGAAUACAAUCUGCUGUUAAUUUAUGUUUCUGAAGUGGUACUAAAGCUAGGCAAGUUUCUACAAAUAUUUUUACGUUUUUUGGGUAGUUGGUAUGAUUGCCACAGCAUACUAAAUGAUAUGAUUUGUAUGAUGGUUCUUAUUGCUGGAUUCUUUAGUGGAGAUGAUUGAAACUAUGGAGAAACUUAAUAAGAAAGAGACACAAAUCUCCCCCCAAAGCUCGAAUAACAAUGUUCAGCGAAAGGAAACGAAUCUUAAAUCAAUACCAAUCAGAGCUCUAUUUCUAUAUUGGACAUUAUCACGAGCUGCUAAAUGAAAAUAAUGAUAAUAAAGUAUCUACAAUUUUCCAAAUCCAAUUACGCUAUACGA